Molecule: messenger RNA, 831 nt
Organism: Micromonas commoda
Lineage: Eukaryota; Viridiplantae; Chlorophyta; Mamiellophyceae; Mamiellales; Mamiellaceae
Exons: 2
Biological process (GO): transmembrane transport
Source: RefSeq, a predicted model, not a curated record
GCGGGCGCCAUGAGCACCAUGGCGGUGCGCACCCUCCUGGCGCCGUUCGAGCGGAUGAAACUCGAGUACAUGCUCAACCGCAGCACCACGCCGCUCGUGCCGGCGGUGCGCGACAUAUUCGCCCGAGAAGGCCUGAGGGGGUUCUGGAAAGGAAACUUCGUCAACCUCCUGAGGACCACUCCGUACAAGGCCAUCAACUUCGCCGCGUUCGACGCCUACAAGGGCGUGGCGGUGAUGAUGUGCGGCGGCGACCCGCGGGAUGUCGACAAACUCUUGCUUGCAGCCGCCGGCGCCGCCGCGGGCGUCACCAGCGUCUCCUCGUGCUUCCCGAUGGACGUCGUGCGCACGCGGCUGCUGGUCACCGGUGGGAUGGAGAAGUACGGCGGCGUGGCAGCCUGCAUACGCACGCUGUACAGACGCGAGGGACUCGGCGCGUUUUACCGGGGCUUCCUCCCCGCAAUCAUCGCCAUGACCCCAAACGGAGCCGUCUACUACACCGUGUACGACCGUCUCAAGGCGAGGCGCAUCAAGCAGAUAGAGGCGCAGCGGGAACGGGACCGGCAGCACUACAUGAUGCUCUUCGGCGCCGUCGCCGGCGCCGCCGCCGAGUUUAGCACGUACCCGCUCGAGGUUGUCCGCCGGAGGAUGCAGCUGCAGGGCGGGACGAGCUCCGUGUCGCAGGUGUUCGGCGUCGACGCGUUCAAGCGCAUGACGAUGACCCUAUCCGUCAUACUCAAGAGGAAGGGAAUCGCGGGUUUGUACGUCGGGUCGGUUCCGAGCGUGAUGCAGGUGCUGCCGUCGGCGGCGCUCGGGUACUACUCUUACGAGAUG